This is a messenger RNA of Penicillium macrosclerotiorum, 579 nucleotides long. RefSeq names its product CUE domain-containing protein. NCBI's taxonomy places the organism in Eukaryota, Fungi, Ascomycota, Eurotiomycetes, Eurotiales, Aspergillaceae. Gene Ontology annotation, molecular function: ubiquitin binding. The record is from RefSeq and is a predicted model, not a curated record. The transcript has 2 exons. The coding region runs from base 1 to 579 and encodes 192 amino acids.
AUGCAAGAAGAUGAGCCUUCUUUGAAUAUCCCGUCCCUUUUAACACUUGCGGUCGUGUCAUUCUUCGUUCUACGAUGGUUCUUCAACCGCGACGAGGGUCCCGCUGCCGGCGGUCGCCCCCGCGGUCGUGGGAAUGCUGUCGACCCAGCCCAGGUCGAACAGAUCUCCCAGAUGUUUCCCCAGUUGAGCGCCCGUGAUAUCAUAUGGGAUCUCCAGCGCAAUGGCGGCAGCGUUGCGGCAACGACCGAACGAAUCUUGACUGGACGGGGAUUGGAAACGCCUCCCCCGUCAUUCCAACCCCAGAUCCCAACUCCCUCCGCGAAUGCCGCUACCGCUCAAACUACGUCACGGACGGUACCGGUAUCCAAGGCAGAUGGCCAAGACUUGAUCUCUCGGUAUAACUUGAGCGCCAAGCUCGCUGAAGACAGCGGCGUUGAAGCUCCUCCAGCUACACCUUCCAGCAGUGCCUGGUCCCAGAAUAAAGAAGAGCGCCAACGUCUGCUGCAGAAACGCCGAGACGAGAUGAUCCUGGCGGCCCGGAAGAAGAUGAUGCAGAAAGAGCGGGGCAAUAUCCAAUGA